This is a messenger RNA of Cuscuta europaea, 1210 nucleotides long. The record is from the annotation of a GenBank genome assembly. NCBI's taxonomy places the organism in Eukaryota, Viridiplantae, Streptophyta, Magnoliopsida, Solanales, Convolvulaceae.
CUCCCUUUGUCCGUCCGCCUUUGACUCCCUCGCUAUCUCAAUCGGAGAACAGAUAUGUCGACGACGAUCACCCAGGCGGCGGUAAUGAUUGUAGCUGGUGCAUUGGCGACGCUCUUUAUAUUUGCAGUCGCAUCGGAGGCUGUCUCCGGAGCUCCUUUCAUCUUGGCGCACAAGAAAGUCUCUCUUACGAAGCUCAGUUCCGGCACUGAACGCGUCUCCGUUACCAUUGACGUAUACAACCAAGGAUCUGGAACUGCUUAUGAUGUAACCCUUACUGACGAUAGUUGGGAUCAGGGCGUAUUUUAUUUUGUGACUGGCAACACCUCUAAGUCAUGGGAAAAGGUUCAUGCUGGUUCUGCUGUGUCUCACUCUUUUGAGUUGGAAUCCGGAAAGAAAAUGACUUAUUACGGCUCACCUUCCCGUAUCACAUAUCGUGUUGCAAGCAAGUCAAAACUGCAGGAGGCAUACUCCACUCCAAUAUUGCCAUUAGAAAUAUUAUCUGAAAAAGUUGGUGAAGCCAAACUGGGAUUGGUAAGUUUUUUCCUUCUAGAGAUGUGUUUUUUCCUUCUUCAAUAUGGUCUCCUCGUUCAGACUCCUAAGAUUUUUGCUUCAUCUUUUCAUGUCUAAUUGCAAUAUGUGGGGACAUGCCUGCAGGCUAAGGUGAUGUUUAUUUCUAUUAAAUAAAUUAAUCUGUAUUUCCUUAUAGUAAUGAUGAGUAAAUAUUAUUGCCUUAAUGAUACAAAUUUUGGUCUUCCUCUUUAACUGACAAUCAGCUAUAUCAUUGUAUGCAGAGUUUACUGUCAAAAUAUGGAUCCCAUAUUUCUGUGGUGCUUAUUGUGGCACUCUUUGCUAAUGCUAUUGCUGCUCCCUCAAAAUCAAAUGCCGGAAGUGGAAAGAAGAGGCACUGAAUAUCAGCUGGCGAUGAAAAAUGUUCUGUUCUUUUGAAAUCAUUACAAGCCUUUUAUACUUAUAGAAAAUAUUUCACUUACAUACAAUGAUCAAAAAAUAUAAAAAAAAAAUGUAUUGAAAAAAUGCAUUUUAAUUAGAGAAUCGUGUUAACCUCUCCAUGACAUUAUUUCAGUGGUAAAAUUGUGUUUUUGACUUCUUGUAUUAGAAUUGCAUACAGCAGUAAAACUACCAAAUUUUAUUCUCCCAUAUAUGUAUACGUUCUAAUACUUUGGUCUGAAAAGGAUGUAUUUCAAAAAAUCUU